Molecule: messenger RNA, 3035 nt
Organism: Coccinella septempunctata (seven-spotted ladybird)
Lineage: Eukaryota; Metazoa; Arthropoda; Insecta; Coleoptera; Coccinellidae
Gene: Prp6
Product: pre-mRNA-processing factor 6
Exons: 14
Coding region: 110-2911 (933 amino acids)
Biological process (GO): mRNA splicing, via spliceosome; spliceosomal tri-snRNP complex assembly
Cellular component (GO): U4/U6 x U5 tri-snRNP complex; catalytic step 2 spliceosome
Molecular function (GO): protein binding
Source: RefSeq, a predicted model, not a curated record
UUUUCAGGUUAUGUGAUUUUGAGUAAUUGUCAUAACAAAUCGAAUUUAUAUAAAUAUCGGAUUCAAAAGUUAUCGUUAAGUUCAAAUAUUAAUAAGAUCUAGGUUUAAAAUGAGUGCUCCACCUCAAGCUCUGGUUAAUAGAAAUAAAAAGCACUUUUUAGGUGUUCCAGCACCGUUAGGAUAUGUAGCUGGUGUUGGCAGAGGAGCUACAGGUUUCACAACUCGUUCUGAUAUUGGUCCUGCUCGAGAUGCUAAUGAUGUGUCAGAUGAUCGCCAUGCACCACCUGCAGCUAAGAGAACAAAAAAAAAGGACGAAGAAGAGGAAAAAGAAGAGGAGGAAGACUUGAAUGAUUCUAACUACGAUGAAUUCAGUGGUUACGGUGGUUCUUUAUUCUCUAAAGAUCCUUAUGAUAAAGAUGAUGCUGAAGCAGAUGCCAUUUAUGAGGCCAUUGACAAAAGGAUGGACGAGAAAAGAAAGGAAUACAGGGAGAAAAGAUUGAGGGAAGAAUUAGAAAGAUAUCGUCAGGAAAGACCUAAAAUCCAGCAACAGUUCUCUGAUCUCAAGAGAGAUUUGAUAAACGUGUCUGAAGAUGAAUGGAAAAAUGUACCUGAAGUAGGUGACGCUAGAAAUAAGAAAGAGAGGAAUCCAAGGUCAGAAAAAUUCACGCCACUUCCAGAUAGCGUGCUUUCUAGAAAUUUGGGGGGAGAAGUUGGCACAUCUUUGGACCCAUCCUCUGGCUUAGCAAGUAUGGUACCAGGUGUCGCCACUCCAGGGAUGUUAACACCAACUGGAGAUAUGGACUUGAGAAGGAUAGGACAAGCUAGAAAUACAUUAAUGAAUGUUAAAUUAUCGCAGGUUUCUGAUUCGGUUACUGGGCAAACUGUUGUCGACCCUAAAGGUUACUUGACAGAUCUUCAAUCAAUGAUUCCCACCUAUGGAGGCGAUAUCAACGAUAUUAAAAAGGCAAGGCUUCUUCUGAAAUCUGUUAGAGAAACAAAUCCGAAUCAUCCACCCGCUUGGAUUGCUAGUGCCCGUUUGGAAGAAGUCACUGGAAAAGUACAAGCUGCGAGAAACCUCAUCAUGAAGGGGUGCGAGGUCAAUCCACUCAGUGAAGAUUUAUGGUUAGAAGCAGCCAGAAUAAAUCCUCCCGACACAUCUAAGGCAGUAAUCGCUCAAGCUGCAAGACAUAUACCCACCUCUGUUAGAAUUUGGAUAAAAGCCGCUGACCUUGAAGAGGAAACCAAAGCCAAGCGCAGAGUGUUCCGAAAGGCACUAGAACAUAUUCCAAACUCCGUAAGAUUGUGGAAAGCUGCUGUAGAACUAGAAAAUCCAGAAGACGCCAGAAUAUUGCUAUCCAGAGCUGUAGAAUGUUGUCCAACUGCUGUGGAGCUCUGGUUGGCGUUGGCAAGACUUGAAACUUACGAAAAUGCGAGGAAAGUGUUGAACAAAGCUCGUGAGAAUAUCCCUACCGAUAAACAAAUUUGGACCACUGCUGCUAAAUUGGAAGAAGCUAACGGUAAUGUCGCUAUGGUGGAAAAAAUUAUCGAAAGGGCCAUUGCUUCUUUGAAUGCGAAUGGUGUUGAGAUAAAUCGAGAGCACUGGUUCAAAGAGGCGAUUGAAAGCGAGAAGGGAGGUCAUAUACAUUGUUGUCGUGCUAUCAUCAAAACUAUCAUCACUUAUGGGGUAGAACCGGAAGAUCAAAAACACACGUGGAUGGAAGAUGCAGAACAUUGCGUAAAUCAAACAGCCUACGAGUGUGCCAGGGCAGUUUACAACCAUGCCCUGGCUGCGUUCCCUGGAAAGAAGUCGAUAUGGCUUCGAGCAGCAUACUUGGAGAAAAACCAUGGUACCAGAGAAUCCUUGGAAUCUUUACUACAGAGGGCGGUGGCUCAUUGCCCUAAGAACGAGGUACUGUGGUUGAUGGGUGCUAAAAGUAAAUGGUUGGCCGGUGACGUUCCAGCAGCUAGAGGAAUCUUGUCAUUGGCGUUUCAGGCGAAUCCAAACAGCGAAGAAAUUUGGUUGGCCGCUGUGAAGUUAGAAUCAGAAAAUCACGAGUAUGAGAGAGCCAGAAAACUUCUCGCUAAAGCCAGAGGUUCUGCUCCAACGCCGAGGGUGUUGAUGAAAAGUGCAAAACUCGAAUGGUCCCUAAAUGACACAUCUGCCGCCCUGAAACUCCUUGAUGAAGCUCUCAAAGUUUUCCCCAACUUCCCGAAACUGUGGAUGAUGAUGGGGCAGAUUCAUGAGCAGCUGGAUGAACUACCCAAAGCGUUCGAUUCAUACAAUUCAGGGAUUAAGAAAUGUCCAGACUCCAUUCCGUUGUGGGUCCUUUUGUCAAGACUAGAGGAAAGGAGGGGAGUGUUGAUCAAAGCCAGAUCAGUUUUGGAAAGGGCGAGAUUGAAAAACCCCAAAAAUGAUAUUUUGUGGCUGGAGGCGAUCAGGGUAGAAUUGAGGGCGAACUUGAAAGACAUUGCCAAUUCUAUGAUGGCGAAAGCACUACAAGAAUGUCCAACAUCUGGUGUCUUAUGGGCUGAAGCCAUUUUUAUGGAAGCCAGAGCCCAAAGAAAAUCAAAAUCGGUGGAUGCCUUGAAAAAAUGCGAGCAUGACCCCAACGUCCUAUUAGCUGUGAGCAAACUAUUCUGGGCCGAAAGAAAAAUUGGUAAGUGUCGAGAAUGGUUCCAGAGGACCCUCAAAAUUGAGUCCGACUUGGGUGACGCAUGGGCAUAUUGGUACAGAUUUGAGCAACUCCACGGCACAAAGGAACAGCAGCAAGAAGUUAAACAAAGAUGUCUCGCAACUGAGCCACAUCACGGUGAACUCUGGUGCUCUAUUUCAAAAGAUAUAAAGAAUGUUAGGUUAAGUAAUGAACAAUUACUUGAAGCUGUAGCCAAAGCUGUUCCAAUACCCACUUAAUUAUUGUUGAUAAACGUAAAAUAUAAAAGAUAAAAAAAUUCAAUAAAAAAGUUUUAUUGUAAGAGGUCAUUACAUAUACAUUUAUUUACAAAUGUCAUCAAAAAUAUAUAUAUUUUUUUACUUA